Messenger RNA from Paramecium tetraurelia, 1242 nucleotides. RefSeq lists its product as uncharacterized. Gene Ontology annotation, molecular function: mRNA binding. The record is from RefSeq and is a predicted model, not a curated record. Lineage: Eukaryota; Ciliophora; Oligohymenophorea; Peniculida; Parameciidae. Gene Ontology annotation, cellular component: cytoplasm. Gene Ontology annotation, biological process: mRNA destabilization. The transcript is spliced from 6 exons.
AUGAUGAUCAAUUAAAUAUAUUUCAGAAAUUAUUUAAAUCUUUUAUUUUUAUUUAAGCAAAUGAUGAACGAUCAACCUCCCUUCAUAUCAUUAGAAAGUUAUGACGAUAUCAACUAGAUCCGAAAGAAAUUUCCCUCUUUAGCAAAAAUCAACCUUAAUCACGAAUUUAACAAUUUAGAAGAAUGCAAAUUCUUUAUUAUAAGAACAUAAGGAGAAGACAAUGUCCAUAGAGCUAUGAAGUACGGCAUUUGGACGAGCUCAUCUCGUAAAAACGAACGAUUACACGAAGCAUUCACAAAUAAGAAAUAAGAAGUUUAUCUGUUCUUUACAGAAAUUAAUAGUAUGUGCUUUAGCGGAAUGGCAAAGCUAACUUCUGCAUUCAAUCCUAAAUUCCACUUUAAGUUUUGGUUAAUUGAAAAUAAAUGGUUUGGCACAUUUUCAAUAGAAUGGUUGUAUAUUAAGGAUCUUUCAUUUAAGCUAUUCGAAAAUAUCAAGCAAAUUCAAAAGUUAGAAGGUAGUGAAGAAACCUUGAAAUCAGUUUAUGAUUUGAUAGAUUGCACAGAAUUAUCAAAUGAAAAUGGCAUCAAAAUGACAAAAAUAUUUCAAAAUGAAGUCUCCAAUAAAAGCUUAUUUGAAGAAUUUCCUCAACUAGAUAAAUUGGAAUUUGAAAAUAGAGAGGAAAGAACAAACAACCAAAGAUUUGAGAAGAAAUUCAAGGAACUCUCCUCUGUCUUUGAAACUAUCCCAUUCUCCUUCUCAGUUGCAUCCUACGAGAGGAAAAAAAACAAUCGAAAGUCUUAAGGGGGAUACUAUUAACCUCCUUAUGGCUAAUAAUAUUAUUAUUAAUAACCUUACUAACCUUAUUAUUAUUAAUAAUAAUAAGUUGGUUAUUAAUUUCAAUAGACUCCUCAAUAUUGGUAACAAAACAACGGAUUUUAUUAGAAUCAAUAUUAUCAAUAAUAAAACAGCAAUAAACAACAAUAUGGCAAGCAGCAAAAUUACGAAAAACCUGCUAGAUAAAAUUAAUAACAAUAAUACUCUCAAAAUUAAGGAUUUGAACAAUAGCAAAAUCCCGAAUCUAAUGGAGAGGUCUAAAACUUUUCAUUGGACUAAAGAUUCUAAAUAAAUAAUUAGUAAUUAUAAAAAAGAACAAAAAUUGAAAAAACCAAAAAAUACCCCAAUAAGAAUGAAGUGGAAUAUGUUGAGAAAAGCUAAGCAUAAACUUCUGUUUAAAAGAAUUGA